Molecule: messenger RNA, 1265 nt
Organism: Dryobates pubescens (Downy woodpecker)
Lineage: Eukaryota; Metazoa; Chordata; Aves; Piciformes; Picidae
Gene: OTUD3
Product: OTU deubiquitinase 3
Exons: 8
Coding region: 1-1134 (377 amino acids)
Biological process (GO): protein deubiquitination
Molecular function (GO): cysteine-type deubiquitinase activity
Source: RefSeq, a predicted model, not a curated record
AUGUCCCGCAAGCCGGCGGCCAGGGCCCGGCCCGCCGCAGCCCGCAAGGCGAGGCGGCCCCGGCAGCCCCCGGCCGGGCAGGCUCCCGGCCCCGCGGCGGGCGGCGGGGGGCUGGCCAGGCAGCUGCGGGCCCUGGGCCUCAAGCUGCGGGAGGUGCCGGGCGAUGGCAACUGUUUGUUUCGAGCCCUGGGGGACCAGCUGGAAGGGCACUCCAGGAACCACCUCAGGCACCGCCAGGAGACAGUGGAUUACAUGGUCAAGCAGAGGGAGGAUUUUGAGCCUUUUGUGGAGGAUGAUGUGCCCUUUGACAAGCAUGUUACCAACCUGGCAAAGCCUGGCACCUUUGCUGGCAACGAUGCUAUUGUGGCCUUUGCAAGGAACCAUCAGAUGAAUGUGGUUAUUCAUCAGCUUAAUGCUCCACUCUGGCAGAUCCGGGGCACGGACAAGAGCAGCGUCAGGGAGCUGCACAUUGCCUAUCGUGAUGGAGAGCACUAUGACAGUGUGAGGAGAAUCAAUGAUGACUCUGAAGCUCCAGCAAAUCUUCAGAUGGAGAUGCUUCCUAGAAGGGAUUCUGCCAAGGAGGAGGAAGUGAAGGCCCCGAGGGGUGACUCUGAAGAUGAGACUGAAGGUGAACUGGAAGAUGCAGUGCAAAAAGUCUGCAGUGCAACAGGGUGUGCAGACGUGGAGUUAGUAAGCCGGGUUCUGGAAGAGGAAGACUACAAUGUGGACUCUGCAGUCUUUGCCAUCUUGCAAGUGAAGGAGGUGGACAGAAUGGGUGCUGAGGAGCAGCCUGAUGGCCAGAGCGGAGCUGAGGAGUGGGGUGGCAGAGCGCCGCGGAGGGAGGCCGGCAGCGGGGCCAGAGGCCAAGGAAAGCAGAGCCUGCACCCAGGGGAGACUGCAGGCAGCAAAGGACAGCCUGGACCUGAGGAAGAGGAGCGAGCUGGCAGGAACCCAAAGGUGUCCAAGAAGCAGAGGAAGGAGCAGCAGCGGCUGGAGAAGAAGAAACGCCAGGAGGAGAGGCACAGGCAGAAGGUCCUGGCCACCAAGAGCAACUGUGCAGACAGCAGCAGGAGAGAGACAGACUCCACCAGCCAUGUCACCUUGGUGAAGGCCAUGGCAGCUCUAAACAUCUGACUGAAUGUGUUCUGGGUGGCCCUGGAGCAAAUAAACCUGGUGGAGACAGAGCUGCCCUGGAGCACAUUGCCAAGCACCCACUGUUACCUGCUGAUCCCCUCUGAGCUCAGGGUGAACUUCCUGCUUCUUCA